CUCUCUUCCGCAUCAAUAAACAAUGAAGCUUCUUUGCUUGACGAUAUUGCGCGGCCAGAUCCUCUUUGCGUUACUGUAUCAUCUUGCGAUAUUGAGCCUGAUUUGGGUGCUUCUGCUUCUUCAUCAUGCUCUAUUAUUUCGUUCUCACCACCAACGCCUCCUUCUCCAAUACCGCCAGCAUCCGUGGAUUCAUCUAUCACAGUUAUUGACGAUGAAAAUACUGCCAUUUCCUAUCAAGAGAAAAAUCAGUCAACUUGUAUUUCAAAUGCAGCUCCAACUAUCCAGGAUCCUUCAUUUUUUAGACCAUUAUUACAGUCACAUCUUGAUUUCAGAGUGCCAGACAAUUCGAAUGACCUUUCCCAUCUCAACAAUAUAGAGCGACAUAACAAUAGAAAUCAAGAUUCCAAUGCCCGGCUUUCACAGGUUUAUAUGUGGAUUGGUCAGCGAGCCUCAAACAAGCAAACCUGGCCUGGAAUGCUGGACAAUAUGCAUUGA
Messenger RNA from Protopolystoma xenopodis, 495 nucleotides. Lineage: Eukaryota; Metazoa; Platyhelminthes; Monogenea; Polystomatidea; Polystomatidae. The record is from the annotation of a GenBank genome assembly.